Lodderomyces beijingensis is the source of this 498-nucleotide messenger RNA. The record is from the annotation of a GenBank genome assembly. NCBI's taxonomy places the organism in Eukaryota, Fungi, Ascomycota, Pichiomycetes, Serinales, Debaryomycetaceae.
AUGAACCUGGAAUUGGACAGCGGAUUGGCAUUGCUACGGAGCCUCGGGGAGCUCGACAAGGCCCUUGGGGUCGGCGACUCUGGCGACGACACCGCGUUGAACAUGAUCAACCCGUGUGUCUCCUGGAGCGUGGGCAAGCUCCCGGCGACUUUGGAGAAACUCAAGGGGUACAGCUGUGAGGAGGCGGCGGUGGUAAGCGCCGCAAGACCUCACUUUGCGAUGAGAAAAGUGUCCAUUGCGGUGACCAAUGCGGACUCCCAGGGCAAACCGAGGCAAACGAGACAACGGUUGAGUGACAGAGCAAAGUACUUGCUCGAGCUGGCGUUUGACAGAAAGUCGGCUCCAAACAAGAAGGAGAGGGAGCUCCUCGCGGAGAAGUGCGGCAUCACUCCUUUGCAGGUGAGAGUCUGGGUAUGUAAAGAUCGAGACACGGUGGAGAGCUGAUACUAACUGCGGCAGUUUACGAACCAGCGGAUGCGCAAGAAGAAGAAUUGGUGA